This is a messenger RNA of Pieris napi, 2607 nucleotides long. RefSeq names its product peroxisomal acyl-coenzyme A oxidase 3-like. Bases 392 to 2452 code for a protein of 686 amino acids. Gene Ontology annotation, cellular component: peroxisome. The record is from RefSeq and is a predicted model, not a curated record. NCBI's taxonomy places the organism in Eukaryota, Metazoa, Arthropoda, Insecta, Lepidoptera, Pieridae. Gene Ontology annotation, biological process: lipid homeostasis; fatty acid beta-oxidation using acyl-CoA oxidase. The transcript has 14 exons. Gene Ontology annotation, molecular function: FAD binding; pristanoyl-CoA oxidase activity; fatty acid binding.
CUCAAUAGUGAGGUCUGCCGGAUUGGUAAUCGCUAUUCAGUAUUCACUAUUGCUAUUGGUAGCUUAAGAUAACCGGCAGCGCCGGUUAUUAUAGAGCGCUUUAUCGGUUGUCCAGUAUUCUACGGCUACGCUGUGUAUGCAGCGGCGCGACUCUACGGUGAAGUUCCUUAAAUACGCUUUUAUUUCCUCUUAAAAUCACUCGUCUAGUGAUAACUUAGAGAACCAAUUCAAUAUAAGCUAAUAAGGCGUUUCCUCGCCACAUUAAACUAGUGACCACUGACCAGUGAGUUGACCAGUGACCACUGACCAGUCUACUUAUUGGUGACAUCGAGGCAGGAAGUGUAGCGUAAUAAGUUCUGUUAAUAAAAUUCUCUUUAAAUUCAAGAUUGCAAUGGAAGAUUUAAGUUUCAUACCAAACUUGCUAAAUGGGCCAUUGGAUGUUUAUAGAGAUACUUCAUCAUUCGACUGGAAACGAUUAAAGUUGGCUCUUGAAGGAGAUAUUCAGUUAUUAAGACUUAAGUACAAAAUAUGGCAUACAUUAGAAAACGAUCCUCUAUUUGCCCACAACAUAGUCACACCACCUGUUGAAGAGCAGAAGAGAAUUACACAAAUGCAACUGCAGAAGAUCAAUCAGUACAAGUUCUUAACUGAUGAAAUAUUUAAUGCUGGCUACAUGAAAAGGACACGGACACUAAUGACAAUAAAUGAGGCUGUACAGUCACUGGCGCCUAGUGUUUCAGUAAAGAUGGCAAUUGGUAUUUAUUUGUUCUCAAAUGCAAUUUUAUCCCUCGGUACUGAACGACACAGACAAUUUUAUGAAGCCACUAUAAAGGAUAGAAAGUAUGUAGCAAGUUUCGCACUUACGGAGAUUGCGCAUGGCUCUGACGCUAAACUCAUGCGCACCACAUCUACUUACGACCCCAAAGCCAAGGAGUUCGUCAUACACACACCAGACUUCGAAGCUGCUAAAUGCUGGGUUGGUAAUCUAGGUAGAACGUGCACGCACACGCUGCUUUUCGCACAGUUGAUAACUCCCGAUGGCAAAAAUCAUGGUCUUCAUGGAUUUCUUGUACCGAUAAGGGAUCCUCAUACUUUGGAGGUAUACCCUGGACUCAUUGUCGGAGACAUGGGAGAGAAGAUCGGUGUUAAUGGAAUUGAUAAUGGAUUCAUAAUGUUCAACAAGUAUCGAAUACCUCGCGUAAAUCUUCUCAAUCGGACUGCUGAUGUCACGGAAGAAGGUGUCUAUGAGAGUUCAUUUUCUGAACCCUCACGGAUACUUGGAGCUGCACUGGAGAAUCUUUCAGCUGGUCGUAUCGGAAUAAUGCAGGAGAGCUGUCACUCGAUAUCUAGCUUAGUGGCGAUCGCAAUACGAUACGCCGCGACACGCAAACAGUUUGGCGAACGGCAAAACGAGACAGCCCUAAUUGAAUAUGAGUUACAUCAAUGGCGUCUUUUCGGGUAUGUCGCGGCCGCUGUUGUGUUCCGGUUCUACCUGCAGAACUUUGCGAAUGUGUAUCUUCAGAUAGUUGAGAAAUCAAACAGUGGUGACGGUGUCGAUAACUUGACAGAAGCAGUAUCAGAGAUUCACGCGAUGGUGUCCUGCAGCAAGCCUUUGCUGACCUGGACGGUGCUAGAAGCCGCACAGCAGUGCCGAGAAGCUUGUGGGGGACAUGGAUACUUGAAGGUUGCCAACAUAGGUGACAUCCGCAGUAACCACGAGCCAACAGUCACAUAUGAAGGUGACAACAACGUCCUCUCCCAACAAACAGGGAACUGGCUUCUUAAGCAAUAUGAAGCCGUACUCAAUGGACACGAUGUGGACUCGCCCUUAGGCACAGUCACUUUCCUGAAAGACAUCAAGACUAUACUUAAUAGCACCUUUACGUGUAAAACCACGGAUGAAAUGAAGAAUCCUAAAUUCAUAUUGUCAACAUACAAAUGGCUUCUAUGCUGGCUUAUAAAGUACACGCACGAGAAGAACGAAGCUGAGUUAGCAAAAGGUCUAACAAAGAUGCAGGCGAGGAGUCGAAGUCAAGUAUACCGAUGGAGAACCCUCACGAAGGUCUACGCCGAGUACCUCGCCCUGGUCUUCUGCCUCGAGAGCAUAGAGAAGACCGAAGCACAAUUACUUCCGGUUCUGAAACAACUAUUUUGUCUUUAUGGCUUAUGGUCCUUAGAUAAACAUUUGGUGGAAAUGUACCAGGGAGGGUUCUCAAAAGGAGAAGAGUUAGCGCGCCUUUUACGAGCGGCGAUCUUGGAAAUGUGCGCGGAUUUGAAGACCGAAGUUGUCAGCGUUGUGGAUGCGCUUGCGCCGACCGAUUUUGUACUCAAUUCGGUUUUGGGAAAGAGCGAUGGAAACUUAUACCAACACUUGCAAAAGGCCUUCUUCAGCCACCCCGGAGCCUUCGAACGAGCUCCAUGGUGGAGAGACGUCGUCAAAUCCAAGUUAUAAGCCACGGUUCCAUGUGCUGGUUGAACAUUGGAAUAUUCCCAGUUAUAGGUCUAUCGUAGUUCAAUGUUGCUUGCGGAAGUCUUGAUCAUAAUCUUGAGGAUUAAAAUGUUUCAAACAAAUUCGAUAUGUCAACUGUCAAACUCAUGUCAACUGUC